Messenger RNA from Armigeres subalbatus, 1125 nucleotides. Its product is annotated as homeotic protein empty spiracles-like. The record is from RefSeq and is a predicted model, not a curated record. Bases 40 to 300 code for a protein of 86 amino acids. Lineage: Eukaryota; Metazoa; Arthropoda; Insecta; Diptera; Culicidae. The transcript has a single exon.
AAGGUGUGGUUCCAAAACCGUCGAACGAAGCACAAACGGAUGCAGCAGGAAGAGGAUGUCAAAUCGGGUGACGGUAACGGCAGUGCUGGCAAUUGUAAUCGUUCAUCGAGUCCCGGUGCCGCCUACGACGACGACGAGGACGACGAGGAGCUAAUCGAUAUGGAAAUGGACGAUUGUCCCAGCGACGAGGAACAGGAGCUUAUGCAGCAGCAACAGCAGCAGCAACAUCACCACCAUCAGCAACAACAACAUCAUCAGUUUUCACUGCAUUCUCAUCUGGCGCAGCAGCACCGGACAUGAGAUUCGGUUCGAGAACGGUUGCUUCGGAUGAUCGUUCUUGAGUAACGGGAGUUAGAGAUUCAGGUACAUGUCACACAGAUCAAUAGUUCCUAACAUAAGGCUUGGGAAGGAAGGGCAUUGAAGAACUUACUGGUGCCAAACCGUGUGAACGACAGUUGCAAUGUUUUAUGAGGCAUGAAUUCGGGGUCACAAUCGUUUUAACUGUGAAAAUUCGGAUUUGGGUUCAGGCUGAGUUGACGUCAUUAAAAUUUGUGUAUUGAGUCCGAACUAUUGGAAGUUUUUCAGAGCCUCGCAAAACACUUGUUAAUUGGGAAGAAGUGACUGGGAAAACGGAGUGCCAAACUAAGCGGUUGAUCAAACAGUGCACUGCACUGAAAUUAGACUUCGAACUAAACCAGAAAGAAACCGUAGAUUAUUUAUUAUUUAUUUGUCAACCAGAGUCGCAUUCGUUAACGUUAACACAAGGACAUUGAAUAGGCAAGGAAAAUAGUUUCUGUAAAUAGUUCACUGUACAUACCAGUUAGUAGCCGGUGUGCGAAUAAUUAAGCUAUCCUUAAAAGAUCAUGUCGAAUACAAUAACCAGGAAUCAAUUAAAUAAAUUGAAUAGCAAGUGAAUAAUUGGUCGAUAAUUGGUUUUGCGUAGUAAAUGGAGGUUGAUUUAUGCUACUGAAUGUCAGUACGAAGGCAGACUGUCAAUUAUAGUAGCAAACUGUUUCCAGUGAGAUAUAUUGAAACGGCGCUGAUGUCUUUAGGAGACGGUUUAGUCAUGGGGAGUUUUUGGUUAGUAUCGUAAAAUUUAAUGAAAUUAAACUCAUAAAUAUUGUG